CUUCAGAAUCAAUAUCCACACUUCUGUUGAUUAUCUGCGUGCAUUUUGGACAAAUCUUCCAACCAGGAUACUAGAAGAAGAAAUGGCUGGUGGUCUUUCACCAGGUUUCUUCAUGGAGGAACUUAAUAAAUACCGUCAGAAGGAGGGAGUAGUACUUACAUAUGAAGAACUGCCUAAUUCAGGACCUCCACAUGAUAGGAGGUUUACAUUUCAAGUUAUAAUAGAUGGGAGAGAAUUUCCAGAAGCUGAAGGUAGAUCAAAAAAGGAAGCAAAAAAUGCCGCAGCCAAAGUAGCUGUUGAGAUACUUAAUAAGGAAAACAAGGCAGUUAGUCGUUUAUCAUUGACACCAACUGAUUCUUCGGAAAGAUCAUCCAUUGGAAAUUACAUAGGCCUUAUCAAUAGAUUUGCCCAGAAGAACAGACUAACUGUAAAUUAUGAACACUGUGCCUCGGGGGUGAAUGGGCUAGAAGGAUUUCAUUAUAAAUGCAAAGUGGGGCAGAAAGAAUAUGGUAUUGGUACAGGUUCUACUAAACAGGAAGCAAAACAACUGGCUGCUAAACUUGCAUAUCUUCAGAUACAUAAAUCAGAAGAAACCUCAGUGGUAUGUACUGCCUUUGCAUUAAAUUUUUAAAGAAUCAGUGAUAAAAACAGUAAACUAAUAGUUACAUCCUUUUCUUCUAGGGCUUCUGAAUCAUCACCUGAAAGUAGUUUCUCAGAAGAUACAUCAGAGAUAAAUUGUAACAGUAGUUUAAACAAUUGUUCUUCAUUGCCUAUGAAUGGCCUCAGAAAUAAUCAAAGGAAGGUAAAAAGGCCUAAUUUGGCGCCUAGAUUUGACCCUCCUGACAUGAAAGGAACAAAAUAUACUAUGGAUACGAGGUUUGGCAAGGAUUUUAAAGAAAUAGAAUUAAUUGGCUCAGGUGCAUUUGGCCAAGUUUUCAAAGCAAAACACAGAAUUGACAAAAAGACUUACGUUAUUAAACGUGUUAAAUAUAAUAGCGACAAGGUGGAGCGUGAAGUGAAAGCAUUGGCAGAACUUGAUCAUGUAAAUAUUGUUCACUACAAUGGCUGUUGGGAUGGAUUUGAUUAUGAUCCUGAGAGCAGUGAUUAUGAUCCUGAGAGCAGUGAUUAUGAUCCUGAGAACAGCAAAAAUAAUUUAAGAUCAACGACUAAGUGCCUUUUCAUCCAAAUGGAAUUCUGUGAUAAAGGGACAUUGGAGCAAUGGAUUGAAGAGAGAAGAGGCAAGAAACUAGACAAAGCUUUGUCUUUGGAAUUCUUUGAACAAAUAACAACAGGGGUAGAUUAUAUACAUUCAAAAAAUUUAAUUCAUAGAGAUCUUAAGCCAAGUAAUAUAUUCUUAGUAGAUUCAAAACAAAUAAAGAUUGGAGACUUUGGACUUGUAACAUCCCUGAAAUAUGAUGAAAAGCGAACAAAGGAUACAGGAACUCCGCGAUACAUGAGCCCAGAACAGAUUUCUUCACAAGAAUAUGGAAAGGAAGUGGACCUCUAUGCUUUGGGGCUAAUUUUUGCUGAACUUCUUCAUGUAUGUAACACUGCUUUGGAAACAUCAAAGUUUUUCAGAGACCUACGGAAUGGCAUCAUCUCAGAUGUGUUUGAUAAACGAGAAAAAACUAUUCUACAGAAAUUACUCUCAGAGAAACCUGAGGACCGAACUAACACAUCUGAAAUACUAAACACCUUGGCUAUGUGGAAAAAAAAACCAGAGAAAAAGGAACGAAACACACGUUAGAGCCCUUCUGAAAAAGUAUCCGCUUCUGAUUUGCAAUUUUCCUUGAAUUAUCUAAAAUCUGCUAGGGAAUAUCAAUAGAUAUUUACAUUUUAUUUUAAUUUUUCCCCUUAAUUUUUUACUUUAUUUGCAGAAAGGUUUCCUUCUUUUCGCUUCAGAAACAUUCUUACGUUUUACUUUUUCAUAAAAAAUUAUAACAUCGUUCUCUGCCUCUCAUAGUUUAUAAGGUAGUUGGAGAAAUAUGGUACUCAUAAAAAAAAUAAGUGAUGUACAACCACUUUGGAAAAUAAUUUGGCAUUAUCUGGUAAAGUUCAAUACAUGUGUAUCCACAAAGCUAUCAAUUCUAUUCCUACAUACAUGCUUGUAAGAAUG
Cebus imitator (Panamanian white-faced capuchin) is the source of this 2116-nucleotide messenger RNA. RefSeq names its product eukaryotic translation initiation factor 2 alpha kinase 2 (gene EIF2AK2). NCBI's taxonomy places the organism in Eukaryota, Metazoa, Chordata, Mammalia, Primates, Cebidae. Gene Ontology annotation, biological process: protein phosphorylation. Gene Ontology annotation, molecular function: ATP binding; protein kinase activity; double-stranded RNA binding. The transcript has 15 exons. The record is from RefSeq and is a predicted model, not a curated record.